This is a messenger RNA of Cinara cedri, 4273 nucleotides long. The record is from the annotation of a GenBank genome assembly. NCBI's taxonomy places the organism in Eukaryota, Metazoa, Arthropoda, Insecta, Hemiptera, Aphididae.
AUGGCUGCAGUACAUGUGAUUGUACCGAGGUUAUUCUCGUUUUGCAUAUUACACAGGUACUACGCGAUCGCGGCGCCUUUGCAUUACGGAACUCUGGUAAACAGCCGCAAAAUCAUGUUGGGUCUCUGCGGCAUAUGGAUCGUGUGCUUAUUGAUCUCGAUGCCGCCGGCCCUCCGGAUGGUUCCCUACACUUAUCAGCCGGGCUUGCCCGUCUGCACGACAGACUUCAGCAAAGGCCGGGCCACGAUAUUUUACAGUAUUUUCUACACGACCGUCACCCUGGUGCUGCCCGGCGUCAUCAUACUCGGAUGCAACAUAAAGGUCAGUUUCCAGACACUACUGAUAACGCUCGCUAUCGAAUAUUUACCGACAUUGCAUUAAUGCGUUUUAAACAAUUUAUACGAUUUGUCAAAUCAAAUCAACUCUAACUCUCUCAUUUCUCAAUAUACGAAUUUCUUAAUUCGUAUGAACGAUAUUUGGAUUAAUAUUUUUUGCAGGAAUUGAAUCAAAUAAUGUAUUAUAAAUGUACAAUUUAUAUAAGUUCAAUCAUAGUUGAAAUAAAAAUAAAUCCGCAUACCAAUACGGAUUAACUAAGAUUCAUAAUGGCGUAAUAAAUUAGUGCAUAUUAACGACAGCAUCACUGUUCAAAAAUUGAAUGGGUUUUCGUAGACUUUUUUGAAAAAUAAUAUUCUAAUAUUAUAGGUAGGUAUCUCAUAUUUUCCAAGUUCACUUUUAUUUACUUCUUUGGGGCGACGAAGAAAAUAAGAUUUCUCAACUUACGAGGUCAUAGUGUAUUAUUAUGUAAAUAAUAGAUAUAACUUGUACGCAUUUAUAAUUUCGCUGAAAAUAAUAUAAAUGAAAAUAAUCACAUUUCGUAACACCAAAAAUGAUAAAAUAACCACGUAAUAAGAUUGUUUUUACGAUAUUUUUAUUAAGUAUAUGAAAUUAUUAUUCAAUUCCAAAACUAUACUUUGUUCGCCGAAGAAAACGGUUGACAUUUACGCAUGGGAAGUAUAACUUUUGAGACUGCGUUUUAAAAUUUUUAAUGUACUUUUAUAUCUGGAAGUUUUAACGUUACAUUGUUGUAGCGUGUUGGGUCUAUGUUAAUUCCGUCUCGUUCAGAAAAUAUAGUGAUUUAUAAAAAACAAAAUUUAUUUAACAACUAAAUUUUCUAGCAAGAUUAAAGAAAAUAAAAUCCGAUAAAAUUAACCAUGACCCACACGACCAUGGAACCUUUAUUGUUAAGCGAAUGGAGCGACGAUAUUAGAUUUUAGUUUCUUCUAUGAGUAACAUUUUCGAUGUCCGUGAAUUUGGCCCCCCGACAUUUUCCGAUCGAUUCGAUAAGUAUGUCAGUAUUUCACAAAUUUAUUUUUAAAAUUUGCAAAUAAAUCGUUAUAAAAGUUAUAACCUAAAAACCAAUAUUAAAUUAUUUUCAAUUAGUUUACAAAAUAUUGACAUAGUAUUCGAAUUAAUCGGACAAUGUCAGGAAGCCAAAUUCACGGACAUACAUUUUCUCUUGCAUACAUAAUUUCUCUUUUAAGGCGGUAUCCCAACGAAAUCACGAGUCGUGUCGUGUGCUUUUUGUUGUAUAAUGAUUGGCCGUUGUAAACUAGGUAAAAUUCAGUAACCGGGAAAUUAUUAUUUGUUAUCAAGCAUAUUAUUAUGUAUCUGUGAACACGACACGUGAUGUCCUUGGGAAACGCCUUUAUCCUUGGUUUUUUUUUACCACACUGCACUAUCAGUCGGCUCUUCCUUAUGCACACUCCCACUCAAUAAUAUGCAUACUAAAUACGAUCGAAAAGUUAUACUUAUCAAGUUAUCUUAACUUAUUGUGUAUAAAAGACCUUUUUUACGACACGAUUGAGCAAAUUCAAAAGAUACAGAAAUACAAUCUUCUUGAUCGAACAUAAUAAACUUUACGACGGUGCCAUGUUAAAUAAUUCUGAAUUAUAUUGUACAAAAAACAUUAAUUUAAAUAAUAUUACAACAAUACAAUCUAUAUGGUAAGAGUUAAAACUUGUUGACUCACUGACGCAUGUGAAGGAUUAGAUGAUUAGAUAAUUUGGAAACAGUUACUUGAUUUUAAUAACUUUAAUGCGAUAAAACGACAAAUGGUCAGUAUCACAAAUAAAACUAAUAUUUAUUGCUUUAUCAUUGCGAACCAAUUUAUUAAUCGAAUACCUUGUGCGCAGCUCGCAGCUAGUCUAAACUUGAUAUCUUGGCAAGUAACAAUAGAGUAGAGCGAGGCUAGUUCAUACAGUCUUGACAUAAUGAAUUUGUAAGGUUUUUCUUUUAUUAUUAUGAUAAUUGAUGUUAGGUCAUUUUGCAAAGUAACUUAAAUAACCUUAUUUACGAAAAAUAAUAAACCAACAAUAACAGUACCUUUAAAUACAUAUUCAAUAACAUUUACAGUCUUUCAAGAGUCUUAUUGAUGCCAUAUUUUUUUAUUAAAUAUACACGUUUUAUAAUAAUAAAUAUAGCUACCUGAUUGUAAAACAAAAUAAAUGGUAACAAAUGAUAAACAAUUUUUCAUUUUAUAACGAAAAAUGAUUUUAACAUUAAUAAAAUAUUUAUAAUUGACCUUCUGCCAUUCGUACCUAUUUCUUAUUUUAUUAAAUGUAGAUAACUAGGUAGUAAUCAUCAAAUUUUGAGACAAGACAUAACAGUGGAAAAAUGUGCCCCUGGCAAAGUGUUACAACUAGCCUCAUAUGGUUUAUUCCUUACAGUUUCUAUUUAUCGGAAAAUUAAUUGACGCCAUUGAAUUCUAUUACUAGAAUUUAAUGUAGUACAUUUUAUAUUGCAUUUUAUUAUAGUAUAUUAUAAUAAACAGAUAUUAAGUAUCAAAAUAAUCUUACCCCAAAUCGGUUAGAAUAAAUUAAAAAUAAAAAUCGAACAAACGAGUUUACUUUAACAGCAAUAGUUCUUUACACUAAUAAAAUAUACUGGAUACUAUUACAAAACACACGGACAUGAUAAUAAUUUAAUGUAUUUCUACAGUCAUUACAGUGUCACCAUAAUUGGCGAUACAAAUUAUCUCUAAUGCAACAACUAGCCCCGCUCUCCCAUAAGUGAAAACAAUAAAUUACAAAAUAUCACUUUAAAUGUGGCAACGUCGCCUAAAAUGCUCAAUCGUGUUGCCAAAAAGGUGUGAUCGCGUUUCACCGACUUAUCACACCGGUAUGCGCGUUUGCUUUGGUUGCAGGUGUUCACCAUCGCCCGGUAUCACAGGCACCGGAUAGCUUCAGCGAUAUUCGAAGUGACCCUGUCGGCCCAGGUGACCAUAACCCACCAGCGGAACCCGUUCUUCCUACCCACGGCCAUGGCCAACAAGCUGCGCCGGAACAACGCGUUCUCCGCCGUGUUCCAGAUACUCGGAUCGCUGGCCGCGUUCUACUUGCCAUACUAUGGGAUAUCGCUGUACGAGUCGUUGUGCGCCGCAAUCGGCAAGCAGCCCCGCACGUACGCGGCCAUCAAGACGCUGGCAUUCGCCCUCAUCACCGGGUCGGCUCUUUGCAACGGGCUCCUGUAUGGCAUCAAAAACAAGCUGCUGAAAAAGACGUACCAAAACUACAGACGGAAGAUGAUGACCAAGUGCGAGGUGAACCAGGAAAUCCAGGCCAGGACGCCGUCGGCGUGCGGGUCCCGUAGACCGUCACUGACACCCGUGGCCGCGGCCGCCACCGGCGGUGCCGGCUGCGGCGGAUGCAAGAUCGGCCCGACGGCCGUGGCGCUACUCCGCCGGCGGUCAUCCGAUAUGAGCUUAAUGAUGGAGCCCCUCGACAUCCGGCGGCAGUACAGCGGCGAGGGCGACGACGCGGACUAUGGCGGCGUCGGCAACUACCACAACAACGGACCGAUGAUCAGACGGUCGUACUCGACCAAUACUACGGCGGCCGGUGGCGGAGACGCGGCUGCCACGGAAAGGCUGAUCGCUGCGAACCGGAACGCGUUCGUCCGGCGGAUAUUGCAAGACUCGCGGCCCGGCCGGUCGCCCCGGAUACUCAUCACCAGGGCCAUGUCCGAGGAGAACGAGUCGUACGCGUUCGAGCCCGGCACGCCAGUCAGAAAGGACCUGCUGGCCCAAAAACUGUCGUCGUCCAGCGUCACGCUGUUCAUCGACGACCGCGGCAGCCGGUCCGGCACCGGCGCCGGCACGCCGUGCCUGGACGACGAAGACGAUACCUCAUUGCCGGCCUACAGCAGCCUGUCGUCCAGCAACGACGACGGCGGCAGCUGUUGCGGCAGCGGCCCGGCACGCGUUUCGUCCAUGUGA